Molecule: messenger RNA, 2426 nt
Organism: Erinaceus europaeus (western European hedgehog)
Lineage: Eukaryota; Metazoa; Chordata; Mammalia; Eulipotyphla; Erinaceidae
Gene: IL27RA
Product: interleukin 27 receptor subunit alpha
Exons: 14
Coding region: 104-1987 (627 amino acids)
Molecular function (GO): protein binding
Source: RefSeq, a predicted model, not a curated record
UGCUGAGGCCUUGCGGGUGGAAGGGGGCUGCUUUCCGCCUGCACCCGGUGCUGGAGCUGGCCACGCGGGGCCGUGAGAGACUGGGGGCGCAGGGGGGGGCGCCAUGGGGGGACCCCGGCUGCUUCUCUUGUCUCUGGUGUGGGUGCUGGUCCGGGGGACACGCUCCCACCAUGAUAGACCCAGCCCACUGCAGUGCUAUGGAGUGGGGCCCGUGGGUGACUUGACCUGUUCCUGGGAGACUUGGGGGGUCCUGGAGGCCCCCGCAAACCUGCAUUUGCAGAGUCGGAAGUACCAUUCCAACAGGAACUGGGAGGUGCCCGUGCCCCCCGGGCAGAGCUGGGUGAUCGUCCCACGGGAACAGCUCACGGCAUCCGACCAGCUGCUGAUCUGGGGGGUACAGGGGGGUGACCUGUUGUGGCCUGCCAUCUCUGUGAACCUGGAAACCCGAAUGAAGCCAGAUGCCCCCUCGCUGGCCCCAGAGGUGGACUUCCUGGAGGAGGAGUCCCUGGAGGCCAUCAUCCAGUGGACCCCACCCACAUGGCCCCGCCACAAGGACCUCGUCUGCCAGUUCUAUUACCAGGGAUGCGGUAAGACUGCCUGGACCCUGGUGGAGCCCCCACUGAGCUUCCCACCCCUGGCCCCCCUGGAGAUCCGGGACCUUUGCCUGGCCUCCAGCUACAAGGUGCAGGGCCACUGUCGCCUGGAACAGGAAGAGGACCUAUGGAGUGAGGACAGCGCCACCCUGUCCUUCCAGACCCCGCCCUCGGCUCCCAAGGAUGUGUGGCUGUCCGGCAGAGUCUGUGGCCCCCCAGGCGGACCGGACCCCGUCCUUCUCUGGAAGGCCCCUGGCUCCUACAUGCAGGGCAACUACACCGUCUCAUUCCAGCUGGAAGAUGAUUCUCUGAGCUUGACGGUUACCCCGUGCUGUAGCACCCCCAUUCCCACAGGGACGAAGGUGGCCUCGGUGUCAGCGGCCGAUGCCAGCAGCUGGGAGUCCGUCACCAACCUCUCGUUGGUCUGCUUGGCUCCAGACUCUGCCCCCAGGAACCUGGAAGUCCACAGGGGCCAGCGAGAAGGGUUGCUGCAGGUGGCAUGGCUGCCGGGGACGGGGAAGCCCCAGGAGUACGUGGUGGACUGGGCUCCGGAAAGUGACAGCCUUGGGGACCUCAACUGGGUCCGGCUUCCGCGGGGGACGCUCAGCGCCGGGUUGUCAGGGAAUUUCACAGGCGGAGUUCCCUACAGAGUCACGGUGACCUCCGUCUACCCUGGGGGCUUGGCACCUGCUCCCUCCGUCUGGGCCUUCACAGAGGAGCUGAUGCCUCUGGAGGGACCCAAGCUGCACAGACUCCAGGACGCCCCAUCGGGGUCCCCUGUCAUCACAUGGGACGAGGUCCCCAGGUCGCAGCUCAGAGGCCACCUCACUCACUACACCUUGUGUACACAGAGCAGGGCAGGGUCUCCACUCUGCAGGAACGUGAGUGGCAGCGUCCGGACCAUCAUCCUGUCUGACCUUCCCUGGGGUUCCGGCAAGCUGUGGAUGCGGGCUUCCACUGUGGCUGGGCUGGGGCCACCUGGCCCCAGUCUCCGGUUUCACCUGCCAGAUAACACCCAGAGGUGGAAGGUUCUGCUAGGUGUCCUUGUCCUUUGGUGUGUGAUCCUGCUAGGCUGUGUCCUGUGCUUUGUCACCGCCAGAAGGUGCUCCCACCUGCGCCACAAGGUACUGCCCCGCUGGGUCUGGGAGAGAGCCCCAGAUCCCGCCAACAGCAGUUGGAACCAGUCCCACAUGGAGGAGAUACCCCAGGCCCAGCCCCCCGGGGAUCUGCCCUUUCUGGAAGUGGAGGAGACGGAGCCUCUCUCAGCCACCCAGUCUCCCCAGACCUCCUGUCCACCCCUCAACUCCGGGUACGAGAAACAUUUCUUGCCCACGCCUGAGGAGCUGGGCCUCCUGGGCCCCCCGUCCCAACCCAGGCAGCAGGUUCUGGCUUGAAACCAACCAACCCAGGGUCCAAGAAGGCCCCCAGUUUGAUAGAGGAAGACUCUGAACGAGAGGCUGAGCCACACACCCAAGGACGCCCAGCAGGAAAGAGCUGGUACCCCAGGACUGAAGAGCAGAGCCUGGUCACCCAGGGCGGCGCUGGGGUGGCAGACAAAGCUACCUCCCCAGAUUGGCCCCUCCACGUGACGGACGCCUGGUGGACACAGCCCCAGACUCCCUUGAGGCAAGGAACAGACACAGAUAAUUCUUAAUUCUCCUCAAGAGCAGAAGCAGAAAUUGAGUCUCGGGAGGAGGGGCAUAGAUGUCUCUCCUUCUGCCAUCAGCUGAGAUCCAGGACAAGGGACACAAGAAGGGGGGGAACUCAAGUUCCCAAGUGUAUGGAUUGAGAAGCAAAAAGAAAUAAAAAUUGGUGGUGUGAUAGCUCCCAGGU